AUGAGGCGGCAGGAGGCGCUGGUGGUGACGGCAGGGACAGCAGCGGAGGCCAGCCGCGACGGAGAGCAGCCUAGGCCCCCAGGGCUGGGGUGCAGGGCUCGCGCUGAGCCGGGCGGCCCCCAAGAGCCCCGCCAACAAUGGAAGACGUUUUUAUACUGUGAGCCCCAUAAGAGAAUCAAGGAGGUUUUGGAAGAAGAACUUUCUAUCAAGAGGGAUGAGUGCCACGUGAAAAGCACACCUGCAGUGGCCCUGGAUGGAAUUUGGAGCAUCAAAAGGAAUCUCCCUAUGGGAGGCAUGAUGCCAGGACAGCAGAGCAGAAACAGUUCACUUCCACAAGCCAAGUACUAUUCAAGGCAUGGAGGGCUGAGAAGGUCCCAGGCCUCUUUCGGAGGAAGGACCAUGGGAACGGGUGUGAUGGAGGCCAGCCAGACCUCCUCCUGUGCUGGCCAGCUGCUUGAGAAGAGUGUCUCCACCAAGGAGAAUUAG
Molecule: messenger RNA, 486 nt
Organism: Cricetulus griseus (Chinese hamster)
Lineage: Eukaryota; Metazoa; Chordata; Mammalia; Rodentia; Cricetidae
Source: RefSeq, a predicted model, not a curated record